CCUGAGUUUAAGAAUAAUAUUUAUACAUAAACAUGACACAGUAUUUACCACCAAAUCUUUUGGCACUAUUCUCAGCCAGACCACCGAUCCUAUUCAAGCCACCUGUGGAUCGAUUAAAAAGGAGAAAAAAUGCUCAGCCAAUAGCAGGCAUAGCUGAAUUUCUAUCAGAAUUUGAGAAAACUGAACCCCCACCAGCAACCAGAGGUGAAACAAGGGAAGAGAAGGAACAAAGAAAGCAACGUGAGAAAAAUGAUAUUGCUGAUAAUGAAUUACAAGAGAAGAUAUUGAAAUGGGAUCCUCACAAUGAUCCAAAUGCCACAGGAGAUCCAUUUAAAACAUUGUUUGUUGGUCGAAUUAAUUACGACACUUCAGAAAAUAAAUUACGUCGUGAAAUGGAAGACUAUGGACCAGUUAGAAGGAUUCAUCUGGUUUAUAAUGUACAUACAAGAAAACCACGUGGAUAUGCUUUUGUUGAGUUUGAACAUGAACGGGACAUGCACUCUGCGUAUAAACAUAUAGAUGGUAAAAGAAUCGAUAACAAACGAAUAGUUGUUGAUGUUGAGAGAGGACGUACUGUGAAAAGUUGGAGACCUAGAAGAUUAGGGGGUGGUCUUGGUGGAACGCGCCGAGGUGGGGAGAGCGAGAACAUCAAACAUUCUGGUCGUGUGGAGAACUGGGAAGGCAGCCGCAAUCGCGAUCGUGGAGACCGUGAACGCGAACGCAGUGAUCGUGGAGAUCGUGAUCGAGAAGAAAGACGCGAAAGGAGAAGAAGUCGUUCGCCAAGAGGUGACCGAGACCGAGACCGUGAAAGAAGACGUCGCGAAAGAGACGAACGAGAUGGCGACCGUGAUCGAAGAGAGCGUCGUGGUCGUGACCGUGAGGAGCGUGACAGUGAACGCGAGCGUGAAAAAAAAGACCGCGGCGACAGAGAUACUGAUCGUGAUCGUGAGCGCGACCGUGAGCGCGAUCGUGACAGAAAAGAACGUGAGCGCGACCGUGAUCGCGAUCGUGAAAGAAACCGGGAUGAUUACCGUUCAGGACGGGAAGAAGAUGGCGAGAUAAGAAACGAUGAAUAUGUUCAAAACGGAGAAGAAGAAGAAGAAGAUGAAAAGAAAUACGUAAAACAGGAAUAUGAGAGUUCCAAACAAAAUCGAUAUGAUGACAGUAACGGAUACGAAGCUGCAGUCCACAGUGAUUAAACUAAUCAAAUUAAUUUUCUAUUUAGUAUAAAGAUAGAACUGAUCAAUUCCCUUAAAGACGAUCCUCUCAACGACAAUUUUUAGAUGUCCUUUAUAAAGAUCAUUAAGUGGUAGCUCUUAAUUUUAAAUAUUUUUAUGUAUAUCAAAAGCUCUUCGUCAUCGGUACUUUAUGCUUGCCGUGUACAUGCUACUUAUUGUUAUGCAAAACUGAAAUGAAUUUUGUGAAAUUUCAUUUUUCUAUGAAAAAGUGGCUUGAAAUCACGUCAAGCUGCUAACAACCGAUAGUUAUAUAACCUUGUAAUUCUGCUUGCUUUGAAGAUAUUCUAAGAUAUUUGAA
Messenger RNA from Hydractinia symbiolongicarpus, 1536 nucleotides. RefSeq names its product U1 small nuclear ribonucleoprotein 70 kDa-like. Gene Ontology annotation, cellular component: U2-type prespliceosome; U1 snRNP; precatalytic spliceosome. Gene Ontology annotation, molecular function: mRNA binding; U1 snRNA binding. NCBI's taxonomy places the organism in Eukaryota, Metazoa, Cnidaria, Hydrozoa, Anthoathecata, Hydractiniidae. Bases 33 to 1199 code for a protein of 388 amino acids. The record is from RefSeq and is a predicted model, not a curated record. The transcript is spliced from 11 exons. Gene Ontology annotation, biological process: mRNA splicing, via spliceosome.